This is a messenger RNA of Opisthorchis viverrini, 2208 nucleotides long. RefSeq lists its product as hypothetical. Gene Ontology annotation, cellular component: cytoplasm. Bases 1 to 2208 code for a protein of 735 amino acids. Gene Ontology annotation, biological process: proteolysis. The transcript has 15 exons. Gene Ontology annotation, molecular function: calcium-dependent cysteine-type endopeptidase activity. The record is from RefSeq and is a predicted model, not a curated record. NCBI's taxonomy places the organism in Eukaryota, Metazoa, Platyhelminthes, Trematoda, Opisthorchiida, Opisthorchiidae.
AUGACUUGCGCACCUACCAGUGCCAGUUACUAUGGGGGCGAAAAGUCGGAUGUAUACCAAGUUGGAUGUGAACCAAGCAAAAUAACUAAUGCCUGCAAAUCUUGGACUGCCAGCAUCAGCACACCAGCCGAGGAGGCUGCCGAAUCGCCCAAACUCAGAAGUCCACCACCGCGUACAGUCCCCGUCAGGCUGCGUGGAAAUGAGACGGCUCGAAGUUAUCUACGACGCCUUAAGGAUGACCGCGCAGUCACUCGAAACAGAGUGCAUAAAUCCGAAUCGCUUGGGCAGAGCAGACGCUGGUACGUGCAGGAGGUGGCUUCACAACGAGGAGAAGGUCGUUUGUUCGAGGACCCAUUCUUUCCGGCAGAUGACAGCAGUAUCAGACGUGGUGGGAAACCCGGCUGUUCCGAGUAUGACUGGCUGCGACCUCAUGAGGUGACCAGGGACCCCAAAUUUAUCAUCGACGGGAUCAGUCGAUUCGAUGUUAAACAGGGUGAAAUAGGUGACUGUUGGUUCCUGGCUGCCUUGUCCAGUUUGUCCAUCCAUCCCAAACUACUUGAUCAGGUUGUUCCCAGCGGUCAAACUUUCAGCAUGCAAGACUGCAACAACGACAAGACCAUUCCCUACUGUGGUAUGUUUUGGUUCCGCUUUUGGCGCUUUGGUGAAUGGUACGAUGUGGUGGUCGACGAUCGUUUGCCCACUCGCCGUGGACGUUUGGUGUUCAUGCAUUCCUCGGAUCGGAACGAGUUUUGGUCUGCACUUCUCGAGAAGGCCUAUGUGAAGCUACUUGGAACUUAUGAAGCAAUGAAAGGUGGAAAUACCGCCGAGGCAAUGGAGGAUUUCACUGGUGGACUCACCGAGUUAAUGGAUUUGGGUGCAAAAGCGCCACCGGAUCUCUUCCGUAUCAUGGAACGAGCGCAUUGCCGAUCCUCUUUGAUGGCCUGCUCGAUCGAUGCCACACCGGAACAAGUUGAAUCCGAAGGACCCUAUGGUCUGAUCCUUGGACACGCGUACUCAGUGACCGAUGUACGAACGGUCAGCAGCAAAGAACCUACCAAACAGGUCAGACUUAUUCGUCUCCGGAACCCGUGGGGCAACGAUCGAGAGUGGUAUGGACCGUGGAGUGAUAAGUCCAGCGAGUGGAAUGCUAUUUCCGUUUCCGAACGAAAACGCAUCGGCCUGGUUUUCGAUAACGACGGAGAGUUCUGGAUAUCCUACGAGGAUUUCGUGCGCUACUUUUCACGCUUGGAGUUUUGUCACUUGGGUCCGGAAACUGGUCACUUUGGACAACCGAGCCGACUGGAAAAACCUCGUGGCUAUUGGGAAAUGACCACAGAGGUGGGUGAAUGGAUUAAAUAUUCCACAGCGGGUGGUUGUCGUAAUAACGAACGCACCUUCCACAUGAACCCACAAUUCCGCGUUCACGUUAUUGAUCCGGAUGAAACCGAUGAUGACAAUACAGGUACUAUUAUCAUCGGACUGAUGCAAAUGGGCAGACGAGAAAACUUUCAAGAACAUCACACAAUUGGCUACGCUUUGUACCUUAUUCCGGAAAACUACCCCAGUGGAAUGUUACUACCCCGGAGCUUUUUCGAAAGGAACGUUUCCAAGUGUCGAUCUCCCGCUUUCAUUAACAUACGCGAGGUAUGUGGUCGCCAUAAAUUGCCUCCUGGUGAGUACAUGAUCAUCCCCUCCACUUUCGAACCGAACCAAGAGGCCAAAUUUCUGCUCCGAAUAUUCUCCGAGAAACCGUGCAAUACUAGCGAACUUGAUGAUCCAACCACGAUUUCGCACGAUGAAGCGACUGGCAUAUCGACGUUGGCUGUGGACGAUAAAACCAUGCUUAAAUUAGAGGCGGCAUUUAAUGACAUCGCCGGUCCGUCUGGUGACAUACGGGCUACGGAACUGCGAGAUAUCCUCAACGCAUCGUUCACAAAAGGUAUACUGUCUGCCGACUUGAGUGGUGCAUUGGGAUUCGCGGAAUUCAAAAAACUUUGGAUGGAUCUGCGGAUAUGGAAGGUUAGCAACAAAGUCUACAACGCGAUCGUGCAACGUUAUGCGGACAGCGCCGGUCGAAUCAUGUUCGAUGACUACAUUCUUUUGCUUGUUCGACUGGUAACUGUGGUGGAAACAUUCAAAGCCCAGGAACGAUUGAACGAUGGCCGAGCCGUGUUCGGGCUGGAAGAUACACUCACUCAGGUGAUCUAG